This is a messenger RNA of Cydia amplana, 750 nucleotides long. Its product is annotated as zinc finger protein 596-like. The transcript is spliced from 4 exons. Lineage: Eukaryota; Metazoa; Arthropoda; Insecta; Lepidoptera; Tortricidae. The record is from RefSeq and is a predicted model, not a curated record. Bases 1 to 750 code for a protein of 249 amino acids.
AUGAUAACCCAUAAGGUGGACAAGGUGUACACGUGCAGGUUUUGUAAGAAGACUUUCCCGCGGCGGACGACGUGUCGGAUCCACGAGAUGAUACACACAGGGGAGAAAAAUAAAGUGUGUGAAGUGUGCGGCGCCAAGGCUCUGGUGUCGGCCAACGUUCCUUGCGUUUUGGAGCCUCCAGGGUUGUGCCGCACAGAUGGCAAGAGGCCUGACGGUCUGACAUUGGUUCCAUGGCAGAAGGGUCGGUGCCUCCUUUGGGAUGCAACGUGCGUCAUUGCAGGAUUGAAAAAGUCUAAAUACGAGGAUUUCAUCAAAGUCAUACAAGGAGAGAAACCCUACGCAUGCCGUCUGUGCGACUUUGCCUGCGAAGAACGAAGACCGCUGCUCGGACAUAUCCGUGGAAAACACAUUCCUCACAUCGCCUGCCCUAUAUGUGUGACACAAGGUAUCGUAGCGACGCACCAAAGGAAAGUGCAUUUGAAGGAGAAAAAUGUGACGUGCUCUGUUUGUAAAUUUAAAUGCUUUGCCAACGCACAGUUGGCGAGACACAUGAUAAUCCAUAAGGUGGACAAGGUGUACACGUGCAGGUUCUGUAAGAAGACGUUCCCGCGGUUAACGACAUGUCGGAUACACGAGAUGAUACACACAGGGGAGAAAAAUAAAGUGUGUGAAGUGUGCGGCGCCAAGUUUGUUCAGAAAGCUAGCCUCAACUACCAUAUGUUUAAACAUCAUCCUGAUCAUCACGUUUAA